This is a messenger RNA of Andrographis paniculata, 1053 nucleotides long. Its product is annotated as 16.9 kDa class I heat shock protein 1-like. The record is from RefSeq and is a predicted model, not a curated record. The transcript has a single exon. The coding region runs from base 246 to 866 and encodes 206 amino acids. Gene Ontology annotation, biological process: response to hydrogen peroxide; response to salt stress; protein complex oligomerization. Lineage: Eukaryota; Viridiplantae; Streptophyta; Magnoliopsida; Lamiales; Acanthaceae.
AAUUUUAAUGUUAAAAAUAAAUGAUUUUGUAUAAACAAAAUGACUACUAAUAUAAAAAGCCUCUGGAUUCUUCCCGAACGCCCUUCUUUCAUCUACGCUAUUCUCCUUCCUCUCGAACUUUCUUUCUAUGCAUAAUUGCAUAUACAUUCAUGGUGCAUAUAUAUAUAUAUUAGCAUACUUGUAUGUAUAGCAUACUAUCGGUUGAUCUGUAAACGAACACACCAACAGCGUUCCCUCUAAUAACAAUGGCCAAAUUGACAAUAUUCAGAUUCGCGAUCGCCGUCGUCUUCGCCGCGGCGGCGAUACUGCCUCCGCCGCCCAAAGCGGCGGCGCUCGUGCCUUAUCCACGUGCUCUCUGGGCUUCGCUGCUUCGGCGAGGCGUCGGCGACCCAUUCGAGAUUCUAGAAACCUCAUACCUUCCUCUCUCCGUCCCCCGAUCGGCGGCGGGCGACGACGGCGCCGCCUUGUUCCUCGCCCGCGCCGACUGGAGAGAGACGCCGGCGGAGCACCGGAUAUCGAUCGACGUCCCCGGGAUGGAGAACGACGGCGUCAAAGUCGAGGUGGAGGACGGCGGCGUUAUCGCGGUCACCGGCGAGCGGAAGACGGAGGCGGCGGUGGCGGAGGACGACAGGUGGCACAGAGUGGAGCGGAGCGUGGGGAAGUUCUGGCGGCGGUUCAGGAUGCCGGCGAACGCCGACGUUGAGCGCGUGACGGCGCGUUUGAAGGAUGGGGUUUUGAGGAUUACCGUGCCUAAAUUGGACGAGGCGGAGAAGACAAAGACGGAGGCCAAAGGGCCGAAAUUGAUCGCCAUUGUUUCCGAUGAGAAGAAGACAGAAGACGCUCAGCCGGCUAGGGCGGAGAUGUAGAGCUUGAAUCCAACGCGCCGCCGUGCCGGAAAAUGGGAGGCUAGUACUAUACUCUUUUUUAUUUUAAUUGUAAUUUAAGGCUUUUUUUUAACUGUAUGUAUGUAAAUGAUACUGGUUUCUUUGUCAAAUAUUAUGCGGAGAGGUCAAUUUGCUACAGUACGUGAAAAAAACAAAUAUGUAUAUUAUA